AUGGGAGACUCGCCGUCCAUCAAACAUACCAUCCUGCGGGAUGGCACGCCGAAGGAGGUAGCCAAAUACCUCAAGCAGCUCAGAACCAACGCCGCCGAUCCGGCAUCCAUCACAUCCAGUCUACAUGACGCGGUCGUUCAAGGUUCCAUCUCCCAUGGCGUCUUCUCAAUUUGGAUUCCCAUAUCCGACGAUGCAAAGUCAAUCAUAGCAGCACUCAGCCAGUCAGAGAGCAUGCACGAAAGACAUGUGGCCGUCCGGGCGUUCCUCAAGGCCAUGCGGUCGCCAAAGACGAUGACUUCCUUAUGGGACGCUGCGGGCGGCGCUCAAGGAGUCGCAGCAAUCAUGAGUAAUCUCAGCGUCGAUGAGAUCAAGAUGCUAUGCAAUGGCCUUGCCAAGACAGCUUCUCUCUCCCAGGGACGUUCGCAGAGACAUGCCAAACUCACCGAGUUGGUCGACAUCCUCGGCGCCGGAAUCCCAAUUCCCAAGGAAAACCCGGAUGCAAGGCCGCUGCUACCUUAUUACAGGAGAAUCUUGCCGGCUUGCACAACCGAGCGAGUGGUGGAGCACGAAGCGACAUCGCCGAAAUGGACAGCGAGACAACGCUCCAUCUUACUGCGCACGCAUCCAGCAUUGUACGAAGCCAAGUUCCUGGAAUCAAUCUUCUCGUGUGAAGAAUCCCAGACUACAAAAUUCGACGUUGACACGUGGACGCGGCUUUUCAACAAUAACUUUGGCUUUGGCAAGAAGGUGUUGCUCAAGUUCCUCGACGCCGGUGAUAAACUCCCUGUCAAGCCAGGCGUGUUCAUCUCGCAGAUCGCUGUGCCCAUUGCAAGACGCCUACGACGGCGCAGAACAGCCGCCGAGCACCAUCUCCCCCAUGAUGUACUCGAACUUCUCGCUCAGCUGAUCGGCAGACAUUCCGCUCUCCACAGUACGCUGGACGAGAGCUUGAAUGGAAUCAUCUUUCAUGCCAUCAAGUUCUGGGAGCAUACGCGCUCGACGCGGCCGCGAGUUGAGCAGCACUUGAUCGAACUGUUGAGCCUUGCGCCCGAGACGAGAUUCCAGUCUGCAGACUCGAUCGUCCCGCUUCUACGCGCUGUCAAGCCGGCCGUGUCCUACCGCUUAUUCCGACUCAUGCUCCAGCAUCUACGAGCUUACCGCAUUGACAUUGACGACGAUACUGGCAGUGACGGCAGUUCUUUCAAGAAGCUCAGGGGACUAUGGCCAGCAAGCUUCUUCGUGACGAUGCUCGGAUCCAAUGAUCGGCUUGCGUCUCUCCGCCUCUUCCAACGUCUGAUGGCUGUUUUCCCCGACGGAUCUUUCUUGAAGCGUUCAAGCGAGAGGGUGGGUUCCAUCUUUGAUCAUGAGCAAGACCCUGAUUCGAUCAGAGGUGAUGGGGUGGCACUCGAAGCUUUUCUUCUACGGACAUCAUCAGCUCCGCGCUCAUUAGAUCCGGGUCACGACAGCAAGAUAGACGCGGAUUUGCAGGAGCGCAGAAGAAAGGCAUCCUCAAGCCGUGAUUGGGAGAGCCGAGCCUUUUGGGCUCGGUCAGCGCUCAACCUCUCCAUAGCGGCGGGCUCGUUGGAGGUCUACGCAGAAAACCUGCUUUGGGUGAGACGCUUCAACAAGGACAUACAUGCAGUGAAGGAAAUUUACUCUCACCGGGCCUUGAAGACUGCCGAGGGAAUAGACUUGCUCAGCGGCAUUGCGGUAGCUUCUUAUGCGCGAAACCCGGAUUUCGAUGCUGCAAAAGUCAUCCGGUCUGCGAACAAGAUUCUAAUGCAGCUACUGGAAACCGCAUCAAUGGCCCUUGGAGAACCAAGCUUCCAGGGUCAUGACUGGCACGCCGUCACCACAGUGCCUGCAGCGGUGGUGGAAAGGCGAUUCCGAAUGGUCAAUGAGUUCCAAGAUGCUCGAAAGUUGACAGACGCCGAGGUCUACGACGUCGUCUGGCAGCCGACUGUGGACUUCUUGGUUGAAGCAGAAACCUUCAUGCUUCAUGCCGACCAUCACAAGCUCUACCCCAGCGGAUUCGUUGGGCUUCUCACCAACACGGACUGUUUUAAUAAGUGCGAGGUGAGGACCCACGUCGUCAGAUUCGUGGACGAGCUCGCCAAGGCCCGCAACGUCUUGUGGGAGAAACACCGCCCUCAGCGCUUCCCAUCGGUUCUCACUUUGGAAGAGCCCUGGCCAAAGGGGCUUUCGGUGCAAUCUCUCUUACCGCACGAUUUCUACGACCUCAAGGACAUUGAUAAUAUGCCCUACAUCCGACAGAGGAUUGAGAAAGUCGUCUUUGGAGCUCCAGAGGUCUUGCUUCAAGAGCCUCCAAAGGACAAAGAGUCUCGGGCGGCGAUAGGCAGAUUUGUGGACUACUAUGAUUUUGCCCUGAAAGCAUACGUCAAUGGCCAGAAAGCAAACUCUCAGCGAGAAGAGCGCGCCCGAAAAGCCUGGCACCAUGCAGUUGACCAGCUCAGCGGGACGAGAAUGACAAAAGCCGAAGCCUUACGAUUCUGGGAUAACCGAUUCAAAUCCAACCGCAUCAGACUACCUACAGAUGUUAAAGCUGAGUUUCCGAGACGAGAUGAGCCUGCCAUUCCGCCCGUCGAUGAUCCUGAAACGCCAACAGAAUGGAAUCCAGAUCCUAACCACUUGGAAUUUGAGGAACUUCAUCGCAAAGAAAUUCCCAUCAAGAUCUUAGAUGAGAUGACAACGGGCAGUUUCAUUUUCUCCGGAGACUCUGGGAUCUGGGGGAUGUCUAGUUUGGUAGGCUCAGCCUGGGUUCCAUUCAGAAAUGCUACCAAUUUUUGGGACGCAAAGCAAUUCACGGGGCCUCUUUCUGGGAAAGGUGUCGACGCCUUUUCCGCAUCCUUCCUUCUCACUCUCAACACCAUGCAUGGAUGCGGCAAUUCUAUCUUGAAGCAACCAUUUCCAUCCACAGCCGAUGUGCGAUAUCCGGCGUUGUAUCUGGACCAGGAGUUCAUUGAAACUAUUGAUGAAAACUUUUUCUACAAAAACGAGGCCCAGGCGCUCCAUAUCUUGAGAUCUGGCCCACCAGCACUGCUUGCACAGGUUGUGCAAUCGAUCCUCCAGAAUGUCGAUGGAAACGAAGAAUCAGAGUCUCGAAAGCGUGCCCCUAAUCGCCUGGCUAUGAAGCUUAUCAAGGUGCUCGCCAGCAGCGACCAACCCUCUCUAGCCUUCCCUUUCAUCAGGGACGUUAUUCUUAGCAGGCCGAGCGACAGCGCCUGGCACCGAGAACUUCUUACCAAGGGAUUCUUCAACACCAUACCUCCGAUGGAGGCGAAAAAGCUGCUCGGCAUGAUCUCACUCGGCAUACAGGAAAAGCUGAAGGAGCAGCAGGUCAGAUACAGAAAGGCUAAGGAGGAGGACGGUGAGCCAGUCGCCCAGUCUGCACCCGCCGUCAAAGUCACGACGGUAAAGAUGCUGGCAAAGCUUCUCAGCAAUGCGCCAUUCCUAGACAUUACAUCAGCUAUUGACAUUCUCGUCGGUGUUCUGACCAAAGCUCAGCACAUCGAUAUUCGGGUGGCCAUCAUCCAGACCAUGUUCGAUACCCUAGAUUUUGAGACAGCCUCGGCCGAUGUGAAGGACCGAAUCUUGGUUCUUCUCGAGGAUCUCGCCGUGCCACUCGCAGCAUCCCUCACUGAGCGACGUCCAAUGACCGAAACUGAUUGGGAUAAGGCAGAGUCUGAUGGCGAGCUACCCGAAGUGGCCGACGCAACUGAUCAAUCAGCAGCCCCUAUCCGGUCUCUGUUCUAUCGUCUGGAUCAAAGACUUUGCAACGACCCCGUUUCCAAAGCAAAGCUGGCCAGUAUCACGGAACGGUUGAAAUUGCAGUCUGCGGAGAACAAUAGACGAUGGUUGGAGUUGUUCCUCAGAAAGAACGGUUUCUCACUGCCUCCUGGGGAAAGCCUCCCACUCACCCCUGUGGAUCCAGACAUGCUCAAGAUUUUCCCAAGAUCCCCGGAAUACUUUUCGCGGCCCACGUUUGAAAUGCUGACCCAGUACGUUCUCGCCAAUCUUCGGCCCUCUCCUGGCGUAGUUGCCAUCAACAAGAAAGUCAGAAGCAACUCUAUCCUAGCCAUGUCGAAUGCGGGAAAACACUGGCUGCUGCUCUAUGGCGCAGAUGAACAAAAGAUCGCGCUUGGCGGCUGGACCGACUGUCUAGCACGGAUGCACCAGACCGACAUGAGCAAGCAGGUUGUAAACCCGAAUGACCGCAUCACCGUUGAAAUGCUCCAGCAGUUCGCAAAAGACUUUGCAGACGGGCUUAUCAGCCACGGCAUCCCAUCUCAUGUUGAGGCGCUGUUCAAGACCAUGUCUUCAACAAUGGUGAAAGAGAAGAAUCCCGAGGCUUUACAGCGCUGGCAAUCGACGACACAGCCGGUGUUACGAUCAAUCAUCACGAGGAUCGAGGAACUGCGCACUGCCUCUUGGCAGCGUGACCUGAAGCGCAAGCCCAAGGCCUUACCAGACACAUUUCAUUUGAAGAUAGAGAUGCUGGCCUUUCCUCCAGGGGCUGCUGACCUUGACGCUUCAUUUGCCAAGGAGAUUUCGGCCCUGAUUGAUGAGUUGGCAACCGGCCAUACUCCGUACCAUAACAAUUGGGCUCAUCUGAGGCACUGGCUAGCACGUGGCUCUCCCGCAUGGAUGCCACGUCUCGCGUACCUAGCCGUCCUCAUGGGUGAUCUCUCAAACGUCAAUGUUGAAAACCCCACGCUGGCAGAUUACAUGCGAAUUGAGAUGGCCAAGGAUUUCAUGAUGCGGGCUCAUAAUCCCCAUGAUAAAAACGUGGUUGCUAAGUUGAAGGAGAUGCUCCGAACAUGGGCAGAGUGCCCUGUAGAAAACUUUCGGAGCGAUGCGAAGGAUGGACUCGCUAGUUUUCACAACGGAUGGGGUUCUGACUGGUUUACUGAAGACGGUGGUCUGGAGUGGGCAGACGAGGAUUCCGAUGAGGAAAGUUCUUGA
This is a messenger RNA of Colletotrichum orchidophilum, 4983 nucleotides long. RefSeq lists its product as uncharacterized. Lineage: Eukaryota; Fungi; Ascomycota; Sordariomycetes; Glomerellales; Glomerellaceae. The transcript has a single exon. The record is from RefSeq and is a predicted model, not a curated record. Bases 1 to 4983 code for a protein of 1660 amino acids.